CACGUGUUCCGACCCGCCAGGCCCCGCGCGGCUCGGAUCUGGCGGCGCUGCUAGGGCCGGGAGUGGGUUGGGGAGAAGCCGGGGCAGGGGAGGAGCCGCCGGAGCUGUUGGAGCCGUGACACCCAGGGCAGCCUCACUCAGAAGCCACAAGGAAAGCUAGUGGAGUCCCUCAUCCCUCCAACUUCUCUUCCAAGCUGCCCCAUGGCCCUUGAUCCAGAAAGCCACUUCAGAAAGGUUGUGGGACAGCCAUGGGAGGCUUGUUGCUGGGAAAUGUAUGACAGCGGAACAGUUAGGCUGUACCCGUUUUGCACUCUUUCUGUAUACCAUAUUGCAGUAGACAGUCAUUUCAAGGGCACAGCAAGGUUUACUACGAAGUGAGGGACUCUUGGGCAUUAUAAACUAUGCAGAUGAGGUAAGUUACAGGUUUACAACAUUUUUUUCCAGCUAAUUUGGCACGGACGUAAAACACAUAUAGCAGUCCUAGACGCCUUUCCUCCUUUAAAUUUGGCCAGCACUGGAAAAGUUGGAUCCCUUCUGCUCGAACCUCAGAUUUAUCCCCUUUGCCUUAGGGACUGGUCCUCAGACUUACCAAGCAUCUUAAACCCCUGAAGGGCUUGUGAAAUACAGAUUACUGGGGCCACCCCCAGAGUUACUGAUUAUAGGUCAGGGCUGGGGCUUGAUCAUUUGCAUUUGUAACACGUUCUCUGGUGCUGGUGUGCUGGUCUGGGUUUUCCCACGUUGAGAACCACUGCCUUUGGCCAGACUUCUUCACACAAACAUUGCAGUGGUUUGGACAUCAAAAGACCUGUGUGUAGAAAAUCAUCCCCAUUUUCAAGAUGAUUUGAUGUGACUUGUCCCAGAUGACACAGCUCUAGGAGGUGGAACACAGCUCAUCCACCUCUGAAGGGAGAACUAUCAACAGCGAUCCAGGCCUCCUGGGCCUGUGGGGUCUGCACCACGCAGCUUGCAGGAUCCCAGUUCCCCGACCAGGGAUUGAACCAUGGCCACAGUAGUGAAAACGCCGAAUCCUAACCACUGGACCACCAGGGAACUCCCUUAACACUUUACUUUUGAUGUAACAGUAAACAGACCAAGAUUUUCCCUGUGCAUUAAAAAAAAAUUUGUUUUGAAUUAUGAUGAAAUAAAGGACUUUGAUUAUCAUGUAAAUCUUCUUCCCAAAAGGAUUUAAAGCGAUUUGAAGGAAAGAACAGAAUAUAUAGAGCAUCUACCAUAUACCAAACUCUGUGCUGAGCGAUUCUAUGUGUUACUUCAUUGAUCCUUAAGACCACCAUAUGAGGUAGGAAGUAUUUGCCACAUGUUGGAGAUUGGACUGAGGCUUAGGGAGUGUCACUUGGCUAAUAGGUGAGGGGAGGGAUCCAGACUAAGGCUCCAGAGCCCCUAACCAUUAUGUGGAAAGUAUGGGUAAACGUUUGUGUAAGGAUCAGUAACAGUAAAAUGAAAGAAUCUUUCCUGUAGGAGGAUCAUAGUGGGUAGUCUUUAGUUUUAAAGAACACUACAGGAGUAGAAAAGGGCAGUUAACAAUUUUUAUUAGCUGAUUAUUUUUUCUAGAGCAAUGAGAGGAGCAGUUGCAAGCGUCUGGUUAGUCCCAGCGAUCACUGAUUCAAAUCUCCAGGCUCUGGGCCCGCGUUAGACUCAAAGAGGAGAAGGGAGACUGGAAAGAAUUUAAAUGUCUGCUGAAUAGCAUCAUUCGAACCUCUCUGAUCACUAUUUUCUUCUGAAGAUUAAUUAUUUGCCACACUGCCCGCCUUCUCUUCCUUCCCAUCUCUUGCCCCAACAAGGACGACUCUGCCGCCCCUCAUUCCGCUGUUGCUGACCUUUUGUCGCCAUCUCAUCUUCUGAGGCUGCCAAAGUAUUGGAAAUUGAUUGAAGGACAGUCGCCUACUUCAAGGGGUUUCAGGGGAAAGAUGAACGAUGACUGUGUGAUGUGGCAGAUUUUGAGAUACAGAUGUGUCCAGAUAGCUGGGGAAGCAAAGUGAUUUCUAACCAGGUCUAAGGGCAGGGAGAAUGGGAUCAAAGAAGGCAUCUCAGGAGACAUGAAGCCUUACCUAUCUAUGUCUUGAAAGAUAAGUCCCUUGGGAGAAACUCCUCGAGGUGCCCAGGCUGAGACGGGGGGAAUGACAGUGUGAGCUCUCGAUGGUGUGAGACCACCCCAGAGCCAGACAAUGGCUACAGCCUUGGAACCGGAGGACCAGGAUCUUUGGGAAGAAGAGGGGAUUCUCAUGGUGAAAUUGGAAGAUGAUUUCACCUGUAGGCCAGAGUCUGUCUUACAGAGGGAUGACCCUGUGCUUGAGACGUCGCACCAGAACUUCCGGCGCUUUCGCUACCAGGAAGCAGCAAGCCCUCGGGAAGCUCUCAUCCGACUCCGAGAACUGUGUCAUCAGUGGCUGAGGCCAGAGAGGAGGACAAAGGAGCAGAUCCUAGAGCUGCUUGUGCUGGAACAAUUCCUUACUGUCCUGCCCGGAGAGCUGCAGAGCUGGGUGCGGGGCCAGCGGCCAGAGAGUGGCGAGGAGGCCGUGACGCUGGUGGAGGGUUUGCAGAAACAACCCAGGAGACCAAGGCGGUGGGUGACUGUCCAUGUUCACGGCCAGGAAGUCCUGUCCGAGGAGACAGUGCAUCCAGGAGCAGAGCCCGAGUCACCUAGUGAGCUUCAGGAUCCUGCACACACCUUGACCCCCGAGGAGUCCCAUGAGGAGACCACACAGAGCCCAGAUCUGGGGGCACCAGAAGAGCAGAGCCUGUGCCAGGAGUUGGAGUUCCAGCCCCUGCAGGAGAGCGAGCUUCCAGUGCCCCAGGACCCAGCCCUUCCUGAAGAGAGGAACCCUGGAAACCCAGAGAUGGUUGCCCUUCUUACUGCUCUAUCACAGGUGCACCCUAGUUUCUGUCUAUACCAUGGAGAAUUUGAGGAACCGUUGGGCAUAUACACUGAACAGGGAUUGGUAACUUUCAAGGAUGUGGCUGUAUGCUUCUCCCAGGACCAGUGGAGUGAUCUGGAUCCAACACAGAAAGAGUUCUAUGGGGAAUAUGUCUUGGAAGAAGACUGCGGAAUUGUGGUCUCCUUGUCGUUUCCAAUCCCCAGACUAGACGAGAUCUCCCACAUGGGAGAAGAAGAGCCUUUGAUCCCAGAGAUCCCAGAGGCGCAGGAGCCUCAAGAGCCAGAAAUCCUGAGUUUCACCUACACAGGAGAUAGGAGUGAAGAUGAGGCGUGUCCUGAGCAAGCAGAUAUGAGUUUGGAGGAGCUACACAGGUCUAUCUUGGGAGAUGCAGAAAUUCACCAGACUCCAGACUGGGAAAUAGUCUUUGAGGGUGAUCCAGGCAGACUUAACGAAAGAAGAUUUGGCACAAAUAUUUCUCAAGUUCAUAGUUUAACGAAUCUUCAGGAAACCGUGCCUGUCCACCCCCUGUUAGGGAGACAUCAUGACUGUACUGUAUGUGGUAAAAGUUUCACUUGUAACUCCCACCUUGUUAGACACCUGAGAACUCACACAGGAGAGAAACCCUAUAAAUGUAUGGAGUGUGGGAAAAGUUACACACGGAGCUCACAUCUCGCCAGGCACCAAAAGGUCCACAAGAUGAGCGUUCCUUAUAAAUAUCCCCUAAACCGGAAGAAUCUGCAUGAGACCUCCCCUCUGGUCCAGGUUGAGAGAACUCCACCUGUUGAGAAACCCUAUAGGUGUGACGAUUGUGGAAAACACUUUCGCUGGACUUCAGACCUUGUCAGGCACCAGAGGACACAUACGGGAGAGAAACCCUUCUUCUGUACUAUUUGUGGCAAGAGCUUCAGCCAGAAAUCCGUGCUCACAACACACCAAAGAAUCCACCUCGGAGGCAAACCCUACUUGUGCGGAGAGUGUGGAGAGGACUUCAGUGACCACAGGCGGUACCUGGCCCACCGGAAGACGCACGCGGCCGAGGAGCUCUAUCUGUGCAGCGAGUGUGGGCGCUGCUUCAACCACAGCGCCGCCUUUGCCAAGCACCUGAGGGGACACGCCUCAGUGAGGCCCUGCCGCUGCACCGAGUGUGGGAAGAGCUUCGGUCGGAGAGACCACCUCGUGAGGCAUCAGAGAACACACACUGGUGAGAAGCCGUUCACGUGCCCGACCUGCGGGAAGAGCUUCAGCAGAGGCUACCACUUAAUCAGGCACCAGAGGACCCACUCAGGAAAGACCUCCUAGCCCGGUCCCCACGUGCGGACACCUGCCUUCGACUCUUUCCCAGGGGUGAUCUGGGAGAAGCCAUCUUGUCGGCCUGGGAAGACCUUUUCUAGGGAGUCUCCCUCACCUGCCCAGAUGUGCGUUAGUAACCUCUUCCCACAACUAGAUCACCCCCCCACCCCCCCGGGCAGAACCUCUCAACUUUGUUCUACACCUUGAGGAGAUAUUCUUUCCAAAGUUCGCCUGAAUUGAGGCCUCUCCGUGACUGGAGUGCUCCUGCCUCCACCUCACAGGUGUGAAGUAGGAGAAUUAGAAGACUUAAGAGGUUGUGUUUACUAUAUUUGCCCCCAAAUAAGCUGUUAACUAUCCUAAAGACGCCUAACGCCCUCAAGUUUAAAGUGGCCCAGGACAGGUCCUUAGGUUUGGUAAGGGACCAGCCUUUAGGAUUCUGUCCUUCCUGGGCUCAAAUCUUAAAGCACACAGCCCUGAACUCAAGGCAGGAGACCUGCAUCCUGAUGGCUCUGCCACACUUUCACAGGUUAACUGUACAACUCUCUCACUGAUACACUUCUUCACCAUGCACUUUCCUUUGAUUCUCGGGAGAGAUGCGAGUAGUGGUUGAUGGGCAAAAACAUCGAGGCGGCUUCAUGUGGACCUUGUCAGGCUGCUCCCUUCCCCAUUGUCAAAAUGACACCAGGUGCCAGACACAGCUUGAAAGGGGGGCCUAGUCAGAAGCCUCUUUCCUUGUGGGUUUUUUCCUGUUAGAAUGCCCCUGCCCAGCCCUCCUACUGUUCUGCCAGGCUCUCGGUUUUGUCCCUAGUGCUACAUCUGUGAGAUGUAGCAUUUGGGUGCUGAGGGAUUCAGUAAUGCCUAAUUAAAACCAUGUUGAAGUCAUUUACAUUUCCACAUAUAUACACUCCCACCCACCCAACCCUCUUCCCAUGAGUCUGUGAGGGGGUUUGGAAGUGGUGUCAGCUUACAAAGGCGCUGUCAUGAUUGUAGAAUCCUGAUCGAUGGGGUCACUACACUUACGUGAAGAAAGCUGGAGAAGAGCUGAGCUCCAAUUGUGGAAACUUUAAGCAAAAGCUGCUGCUGCUGGCCAAGGCCAUCCAGACUGUUCUCCUGACGCCCCACCCCAUCCACCCUGCCUCAUUCUCUGAUGUCAGGGAGACCUGGGACCCUGAAGAAUUUACCAGGAGUAAAGGCUUUCAUGUAUUUGCGUUGUUUGCUUUUUCUUACGUGAUUUCAUUCUCAUGUAAUUAAGAACUAAGGAGUAGAAUCUCAUGGCCCAAGGAUCUCUGUUGCCUGGUAAAGGUUCCAUGGAGGUGAGGCUGAAUAAUCAUGAACCUCACCUGCUCUGAUUGUGUGGGAGCGGCAAGGACUGGGGAGACCAUCCUCCAAAAGUGGAGCACGGGGUAUGGGAUUAAAGCAUGAAAAGGGA
Messenger RNA from Aethalodelphis obliquidens (Pacific white-sided dolphin), 5613 nucleotides. RefSeq names its product zinc finger protein 202 (gene ZNF202). Lineage: Eukaryota; Metazoa; Chordata; Mammalia; Artiodactyla; Delphinidae. The transcript is spliced from 13 exons. Gene Ontology annotation, molecular function: DNA-binding transcription factor activity, RNA polymerase II-specific; RNA polymerase II cis-regulatory region sequence-specific DNA binding. Gene Ontology annotation, biological process: regulation of transcription by RNA polymerase II. Gene Ontology annotation, cellular component: nucleus. The record is from RefSeq and is a predicted model, not a curated record. The coding region runs from base 2184 to 4193 and encodes 669 amino acids.